AUGUUCACACGCAAACUAAAGAAACAAAUGACAUUAAACACAGAGAGAAUAAAGAACUACACGCAUUUUAUAGAGAUACCGCUAAAAAUAGCCGGCUGUUGGGACUGGUAUCCUAACACCAAUGUCGGAUAUUACACAAUAAUUAAUAACAUUUACCUCAGCUUAGUGUUAUAUCUUUUAACUAAUGUCCUGACUACAUUAAUUGUGACUUUAUAUACCGAGUGGGGAGACAUUAUGGUCUCCUUACAUAAAAUGUCUGAUUGUCUACCCUUUUUCGUUUCUAUCAAUAUUGUCGCUUACUUUGCGGUUCACAAGGCAGAUUUGUACGAUCUUGUUAGGUUCAUGAACGAACGCUUUGAGUAUUAUUCCGCUUAUGGACUAACUAAUAUGACAAUGCUGAAGAGUUACCAGACUGCUAGGAAUUUUGGUUACGCGUACACCGCCUGUACAAUGUUUAGCGUGACCAUUUAUGUCCUGCCGGAUGCUAUUAACUUGUUCAAAGGACAAGCUCUGGAGAAUUGGGUCUACUUGGACGUGAAUGGAUCUCCGUUUUCAGAAAUCGUUUUUUUGCGACAGUGCUUCGCUCAAGGCGUUAUGGGACUGGCAAUAGGCCAAUUAGGUGUGUUUUUUGCUGCAAACGCUGUUCUAUUGUGUGGUCAAUUGGAUCUUCUAUGCUGUAGUCUUCGCAAUGUACGCUACACGGCAAUGCUUUGUAAUGGUGUACAACACGCAGCCAUCGCGGCGGUUCACUCCGACAUACAGACCGAUGAAUUGUAUAAUUAUAUAUACAACAGGCCCGAGAUGAAACCUUCAUUGCACAGUUUUAACAAGAAUGUGAAUACAAGUUUUAUGGACAAAACCACGCAAUUUGAUAUCUACAGUACGGAUCACGAUGAAGCCACGUGCGCCGCACUUAGCGAAUGCGCCCGAGUUUACCAGUUAGUCAAUAUUUACAAAGAAAAAUUCGAGGCAUUCGUAUCGCCGCUACUUGUGUUGAGAGUCGUUCAAGUCACUCUGUAUCUUUGUACUUUAUUGUACGAAGCGACAUCUAAGUUCGAUAUGGUAACAGCAGAGUAUUUAAGCGCUGCAGCGUUGGAUAUUUUUGUGUAUUGCUACUAUGGAAACCAAAUUAUUACACAGGCGGAGCGCGUAUCUACGGCUGCCUACCAGUGCUCCUGGCACACCAUGGGCGUAAAACCUCGGAGGAUGCUCACCAAUUUGUUAUUGGCAAGCCAGCGGUCCGUUGUCAUCCGCGCUGGAAGAUUCGUGCAUAUGGAUCUACACACCUAUGUUAAUAUCAUCAAGACAUCAUUUUCAUAUUACACAUUACUGGUGAACGUCAAUGAAAAGCAUUGA
This is a messenger RNA of Achroia grisella, 1356 nucleotides long. It is a transcript of the gene Or85e, whose product is annotated as putative odorant receptor 85e. Gene Ontology annotation, cellular component: plasma membrane. Gene Ontology annotation, biological process: sensory perception of smell; detection of chemical stimulus involved in sensory perception of smell. The record is from RefSeq and is a predicted model, not a curated record. Gene Ontology annotation, molecular function: odorant binding; olfactory receptor activity. NCBI's taxonomy places the organism in Eukaryota, Metazoa, Arthropoda, Insecta, Lepidoptera, Pyralidae. Bases 1 to 1356 code for a protein of 451 amino acids. The transcript has 8 exons.